CCGACCUAAAGAGAAACGGAGGGGGUGAGAACAAGGCAGAGGGGGGGAGAGAGAGAGCGAGGGAGGGAGAGACUGACAAUGCAAAGGGGUGUUAACUCAUCUAGGGCAGCCAGUGCACUCGGAGGCGCGAGGGAGAAGUUGUGGGAAAGUAAAUAGUGCGCGAGGCAGGAGGAUUCCACUCGGGCUCGUGCCACUUGCUGCCCUCGCGCGGGAGAGAGAGAGAGAGACCAGGGAUGGGUCCGAGAGACACGGCCGCGUGACUCAAACCGGGAGGUUUAUAUGGUGAACGCGCCGGGAUACGGAGACCCGCGAACAGGAAUAUUGGCCGAACCUGAAGGAAUUACCCGCAAAGCACAAGGAGGGAUGAUGUCCACCGUGGUGCCCCGGCCACCCCAGAAGGAGGACGAGGAGGAAGAGGAGGACGAAGAGCAAGGAGAGCCGUUUGAGUUUGACGACAGCGCCGACGAGAGUGUUCCUGAAGACGCCGUCGUAAAGCCCCCCCCCUCAACAGCUGAGGCCGCCGACUUGACGACCGAAAAGGUCAAGUGUGAAACGCAGUCAGAGGCCCCAACCGAGGGCAGCGCUGAUCCUCACUCCCAGCAGCCGGUGUCCACGGCUCCGAUGUCUCCCCCUGCUGGCCAGGAGGGGAACUCCUCCUCGGACGCCCCCCCAACCACCAGCACAGCAGAUCAGCAUCUGGGAGACUCCAGUCGGGCCUCCAUCAACCCCACCACCUCCUCCUCCAACUCCUCCUCCGCAGCAGCAGCGGACCAACCGAGUGCCGCGACUCCUCCUCCUCUUCCUCCUCCCGCCGAGGAAGAGGAGUCCUGCACCUCCCCCGGGGAGGGGAGCCUCGCCCCGGAGGAGCCCUGCGAAGGAGACGCCACGGUCAAGGACGACUGCAGGCUGAGGGAUGACUCUGAAGUGCCCCACAGUGACAGUCUUGAGGUGAUCUAUGAUGACGUCCCCAUUGAAUACCACCCACUAUCUCCUGAUGAAGAGGAUGUGAUCUAUGAAGACGUUCAGAGAGGUGGUCCAGUCAGCGCCGAUAACGGCUGGAGCUCCAGUGAGUUUGAGGACUACGACGACCAGUCUGACAAUGAAGCCAAAGUCCCCACACGCACCAAGCUGUCCCCUGAGGUGCGUGGGCUGAGAGAGCGCUGUGCCAGGACCAAACGUGAGCUAGCGUCGCGUCUCGGCGCCAACUAUGACACCAAGGUUCAGCAGUUCAUGAAGGCGGCCAAGAGCGGAACCAAGGAUGGGCUGGAGAAGACCCGGAUGGCCGUAAUGAGGAAGGUGUCGUUCCUCCAGAAGAAGGAUCACGCAGAGGACCCGGAGGACGAUGCGGGGUACCUGGAGGUGGCCGUGUCAGAGGUCAAGCACCCCCCGCCCGUGCUCAGCCCCAUGCCAGACGGACUGUCCAGCCAGCAGGUCGUCCGGCGCCACAUCCUGGGCUCCAUCAUCCAGAGCGAGCGUAGCUACCUGGAGUCCCUCCGCAGGAUCAUGCAGGAGUACCACCGUCCGCUGCUGGAGGCGGAGCCCCGCGUCCUGAGCCCCAGGAAGAUCCGGCCCAUCUUCUACCGCCUGCGAGAGAUCACCCAGUGCCACUCCAUGUUCCAGAUCGCCCUGGCAUCCCGCGUGGCCGAGUGGGACUCCAGCGAAAAGAUUGGGGACUUAUUUGUUGCCUCGUUCUCAAAGUCCAUGGUACUCGACGUGUACAGCGACUACGUCAACAACUUCACCAAUGCCAUGGCUCUCAUCAAGAAGGCCUGCAUCUCCAAACCUGCGUUCCUGGACUUCUUGAAGAAGAAGCAGGCCUCCAGUGUGGACCGCAUCACGCUCUACGGCCUCAUGGUGAAGCCCAUCCAGCGCUUCCCCCAGUUCAUCCUGCUGCUGCAGGACAUGCUGAAGAACACGCCCCGGGGCCACGUGGACCGGCUGCCCCUCCAGCUGGCGCUCACGGAGCUGGAGACGCUGGCCGAGAAGCUCAACGAGCAGAAGAGGCAGGCAGACCAGGUGGCCGAGACCCAGCAGCUGGCCCGCAGCGUGGGCGACCGGCUGCUCAGCAAGCUGAACCCGGAGCAGGGCUCCCUGGUGUUGUGCGAGACGCUGAUCGAGACGGUCUACGGGGAUCGCGGCCAGGUCCUCAAGUCCAAGGAGCGCAAGGUCUUCCUCUUUGAAGACGUGCUCGUCUGCGCCAACAUAAACGUCAAGGGGCCCCCUGAUCUCAGCAGCCUGGUCCCCGUGGGGCCCAAGUACACCAUGAAGUGGAGCGCCCCUCUGCUGCUGGUGCAGGUGGUGGAGGUGGGCCAGGAGGGGGCCCAGGGCAAGGACACCCCCUACCAGCCCAGUGGGACCAAGCGGCCCGGCUCUGUCUGCACCGCAGGUAAGGCGAUCCUCGGACCUCCCAGGCUGUACCAGGAGCUGCAGGAGCUGCAGCAUGACCUUUCCCUGGUGGAGGAAGUCACCUUACUGGUGGGCACCCUGCAGGGCACCUACCAGAACCUCAACACCACCGUGGCCCAGGACUGGUGUCUGGCGCUGCACCGACUGAUCCGCAUCAAGGAGGACCAGAUCCAGAGCGCCAACAAGUGCCGCCUGCGCCUGCAGGUGCCUGGCCGGCCAGACAAAUCAGGGCGUCCUGUGAGUUUCAUGGUCGUCUUCAACACUCCCAACCCCCUCAGUAAGAUCUCCUGGGUCAACCGGCUGCACCUGGCCAAGAUUGCAUUACGAGAGGAGAACACUCCGGGCUGGUCCUGUGGGGAGGACGGGGGCAAGCCCCUGCCACCGUCCGGCUGCCCGCUGCUCGCCUGCCGCAUGCCCGUCUUCGCCGUCAAGUCCCCCGACCGGAAGCUGGAGGCCGCUCUGCACAACCCCGUCCACUGCUCCUUGUUGGGCUUCUCCGCCGCCAGCACCUCCCUACCUCAAGGCUACCUCUGGGUGGCCAGCGGCGGUGAAGGGGCCCAGGGCCAGCUGGAGAUCUUCUCCCUCAACAGGCCCACCCCGCGGGCGGUGAAGAGCCUCCCGCUGGGCUGCCGGCCCCUGUGCCUGGAGUACGUCCCGGAGCCCGUCCCGCCGGAGGACUCCGACGGAGGACCGGCCGCCUCCGGGCCCCCCGGGGCCCCCGGGGUCGGCAACACCAUCUGCGUGGGGCUGGACGACGGCAGUAUCCUGGUGUAUGGCAGCGUGGACACCGCGGCCCAGUGCCUGCUGACCCUGCCCCACCCGGGGGGCGGAGCCGUGCUGUGCAUCAAGCACGCCUCCCACUUCCUGUUUGCCGGCCUGCGCUCGGGCUCAGUGCUGGUGUACGGACGCAGCGAAGGAGGUGACCUGUGGAACCCAGAGAGCCGGAGGUCGGUGGGGCUGGGCUCGGAGCCGGUCCGCGCCCUUCUGGUCCUGGAGGAACUGGUCUGGGCCAGCAGUGGGAACUCUGUGAUGGUCAUCGAUGGCUCCAGCCUCUCCACACAGCGGUUCGAGGUGCACCCGGACCCCCUGGUGAGCGUGGCCCACAUGGUGCGGGCGGGGGGGGGCGUGUGGAUGGCGUUCUCCGAGGGCUCCUCCAUCCGCCUCUUCCACACUGAGACCCUGGAGCACCUGCAGGAGAUCAACAUCUCCACCCGCUCCACGCUGCUCAGCGGGCCAGGCCAGCAGAGCCUGCGGGUCUCCAGCCUCCUCCUCUGCCAGGGGCUGCUGUGGGUGGGCACGGCCCAGGGGAGCAUCAUCACGCUGCCCGUCCCCAAGCUGGAAGGCAUCCCCAAAAUAACAGGUAAGGGCAUGGUGUCCCUGAACGCUCACUGCGGGCCGGUAGACUUCCUGCUGGCCUCCAGCAGCAGUCUGGCCCCCCAGCUGCUGAAGAGGGACUCCCUCCCCGAGGGGCCCGACUCGGCCUUCGGGGGCGACGGGGGCAGCGACUCCGCCUCCUCCCAGGAGUCCCUGCCGCCCCCGGGGGGGGGCCCCCUCCAGGCCGGGGGCCGCGGCGUGCUGCUGCAGUACCGUCUGCGCUCCACCUCGGGGCUGCCGGGCCGGCCCCUCACGGCGCUGGGGGAGGGCUCUGCCUCGUCCCUGGAGUCCCUGGAGCACAGCGUGGAGGACGGCUCCAUCUACGAGCCCACCGACGACCCCGAGAUGUGGGUGCGGGGGCGGGGCUCCGCGCGGGAGGGGGGGCGGCGCGACCGCGUGACCUCGGCCGCCGUGGUGUCCGGGGGGCGGGGCUUCCGCCGGCUCAGGGAGGGCGGGGCCCACGGUACGAGGACGGCCGGGGGGGGGGGCGGCGAGAACACCCUGAUGGUGUGGCAGCUGCCGUUGACUGUGUGACCGGGGCGGAGCCAAGGCGGGGGGGCGGGGUGGGGGGGCGGGGCCAUAGCGGGGGGGAGGGGGGCUAGGUACGGCGGGAUGGUCUCCGUGUGAAGAGUCGACCCCGUUCCAGAGACGUUGUGGAUAGCAGCCCCCUCAUUCAGGCGCUGUGAGUUCUUAAGCCCGGGUCCCGAAGGCGUCCGCCCCCCGUGCUAACUCCAGCCCAGAGACGGUUGGGAAUGCGCCGCAUUGUCUCCUCAUCAACCGCACCUCCACUGGCAGAGCGGCGCCAGAUUAGUUUCUGGGUGACAGUUCUGGAGCGGAUCCCGUUCGUUAAGACGGAUGCGCUUCCCUUCGGUUUCAUCCGGGCUGCCUGAGCUCAAACAGCGCCUCCCGGGUGCUCCUCUGUCGGCGUGGCGACGGCAGGGCUGCGUCUGGGGAGGGGCCAAGCCUUUGUGGGCUUCGCCAUGGAACCGAGAGGCGUCGCAUCACAGGACGGCUCCUUUGGUCUGUUGCUAUGUGUCCCUUUUGGUUGGAGGGGGGUUCAUAAAAUGAAAAAAAAAUGAAAAAGAGAAUGCUCGACAAAAGCGGAUCAGUGUGACGAUACUAACUCGGCCAAUCUUUCCUCCACUCCCAAGAAAUGUGAAUGUAGGGUUUCUUUCAUCGCGUUUGGAGCUAAAAUUGCCGCCAAAAACUCUUUAUUAUAACGCCCUGCUGUUGAGAAACCAGAGAUUUCCUUUCCUCGUUUAGAAAAGGGACAAAAAGAAGAAAAUCUGACCAUAACAUUUGAUUUCUGUGCCUUUUGUUAAACAUGGUAUCAUUAGUAAAAUGGGGCAGUUUUUUUCACGCAAUUGGACCAGUGUUGCCGUGACGCCCAAUUAGGCCCAUAAAAGCAGAUAAAUGCGCCGCAUUACUCGGCUGAAACGCAGACGAUCCAAGCGGUGUGGAGACAGAACCAUAUGUUGGUCGCUGAGGCGUCCGCCACACAACGCCCCCAGAGCCCGACUGCAGCGGGAACAAGGAACGUGUUUACACCCCCUAUCUCUGAGUUUUAAAGCUACCUGGGAAACAAAUGUGCUCAAUGUUUCAGUUUGGACUCCAUGAUGUUGCCACAGCUGCUUCUGACUUUUACUAACCUUCGGUUGUUGUUUUAGAUGCAGCCAAUAUUAGCCCUCAAAUCAUGGACGUGGUUACACCAUUACAGAUUAAUGUUUUUACCCGAUUUUUCUGAAACUGCAAAAAAUAAUACUUUUUUAAUUAUUGUGUGUGCAUUUAAUCUUCUGUGUGUGUGUGUGUGUGUCUGGCGGAUGCUGACACUCACAUUGCUUGCGAGUUGUAUAAUUUGUAACCCGCGGGUGUGUCUGUGCUCAUUCCGGUACUAAGUGUGUACAGAAUACUUUAUUUAACUGUAUUAUUUAACAAUAGUCAAAAUAAAAGCCACAGGGUUUCAAAAGCGCAGGAAGUGGAAGUGUGACCCUGGAUUACUUCACAUUAAUAGCGCCCAAUAUGUACUUUACCACAACCUUCUUAAUGUUGUGCAACGUGUUUUCAUACGGUAGCGAAGGGGAGCGGGGAUGGGCCAACGGUAGAUGCAAUCCUAGACUAGACUUUUUUAAAUGAGGCAGAUUGAACUAAAGGGAAGGACACGAUGACGCAGCAUCUCCUCCAAGGAUCCUCCCAGUACUUCUGCUGUGGGACAAAAUAAUAUUGGUAUUUCGUCUGUAAGAUAUAAUAAUAAUAAUAAUAAUACAUUUAAUUUAGAGGCGCCUUUCAAGACACCCAAGGUCACCUUACAGAGCAUAUAGUCAUCAUUCAAAACUAUGUAAAACAGACUAGGAAUAAAAGGAAAACAGAGGUUAAACAUGAAGAAUAAUAAUAAUUAAUAACACUCAAAGACGCCUAAAGUGAAGGGGGGACCUCACUAACCACCACCAAUAUGUAGCACCCACUUGGGUGAUGCACGGCAGCCAAUCGGUGCCAGAACGCUCACUAUAUGAUAUGAACAAGUAUUUGAAGAACACGGUGAUGGAUUCUUGCACAAAUAGGUUCAUUAUCACGUCCCGUCCAACAAAGAUGAGGUGGUGAUAAACACAAUAAGAAGAGAGAGAACAGCCUAUAUAAUAGACCUAUUUAGACGCAGCCAGAUAAAAGGCAUUAUUAGACUUUCGGUCGCCAGCUCCGUCUGUGAUGUUUUGUUGCAUGAUUUUUUAGUCGUUGUUGAGCUGUAAAUAAAUCAAGGCAUCGAAUAUCAAAGGGGCGCCAUCCCUCCCUCUAUCUUCUAAUGUAAGACGGUACGGCCUCACAGGGGUGUUGUGAGCUCAAAAGGGCAGUCUGCGACAUCAACAAUGUUUUCGCAGAAAAGUUGGACCGUUGCGCCAUCGGUCCUGAAUGUUGCUUUUUCCUUUGGACCGACCAGCAAAAAAAGUGAUGUAAAUAUUGGAAACAGCAAAGCGAGUGGCUUCCCCCCAGCCUGAGGGGGAUGGAUCAAUAGUCACACUACCCUAUCCGGUCCUUUCAUUUGGCCAAGCAGACGUAGAGUGCCAACUCGCCGAGGAGGCGAACGUGGCUCUGUGAGGUAUUGUGGAGUGCGUUUGAUUGGUGUCGAGUGGCUCCCAGUAUUGCACUUAAUGUGGAUCUGUCUGUUCGUCUCUGUCCAGUAAUGUCUAGCCUGUACAGCUCUCUAUAGCUAACAACUCGUUAUGAAUGGUGAAUUAAAACAUACUUGAAUGAA
Molecule: messenger RNA, 7024 nt
Organism: Gadus morhua (Atlantic cod)
Lineage: Eukaryota; Metazoa; Chordata; Actinopteri; Gadiformes; Gadidae
Gene: arhgef10la
Product: Rho guanine nucleotide exchange factor (GEF) 10-like a
Exons: 27
Coding region: 280-4314 (1344 amino acids)
Biological process (GO): SREBP signaling pathway; actin cytoskeleton organization; positive regulation of stress fiber assembly
Cellular component (GO): cytosol
Molecular function (GO): protein binding; guanyl-nucleotide exchange factor activity
Source: RefSeq, a predicted model, not a curated record